UUCUAAAGCAUAUGUGACUUUAUGUUGUGUGUGUGUGUGUGUGUGUGUGUGUGUGUGUGUGUGUGGCCAUCUUAGCAAGUGUUACUUGGGUUACUUGUAGGUUAGGAUAAAGUAGCACUAUUUUGAUUGCUGUUAGAAAUGUCUGUCAAUUAGCGUCGAGUAUAUUUUAGCCUACUGAAUAAGAUAACUUAAGUCGUUUCUGCGGUAGUUUACUAAUGGACUCAAUGCAUUAGGGGGCACUACUCCCUUUGGCUGAUAUUUGCAAAGAGGAAGCUGCGUCUAUGUCGAUGUAGAGGUUGUCUCCAUAGAUAGGUCGUGCAGUGUGUAGGCAAAUGAGAGAUGGACUGUGCACUUCCGAGAAGCGAAGAAACGAAGCAGUGACACUAGCUAUAGUCCUAUUCUCUUUUGGUGAAAUUAAGACAGAUAUCGAGUUGCUGAAUAUACGCUAACAUAGACAAGCAGAAUAGUUUCAAUUCUUUCACCUCUACGCCCGCACACAUAUAAUACGGCAUUGAUGGUAAUGCAUGCAAGGAAACCACCGAGAUUCAGUGAUGGGUGCAGUGACCGAAGGGAUUCGCAAUCCUACCAACAGACCUACAAAUACCCAUUGAAGAACCACCCAGCCACUGAUCAGCGUCACGAGAAAACAAGAGAUGCAUCAGAUUCCACCCCACCUUGCAAAAUGCUCCGCCGCUCUGAUAGCCAAGACGGCAAACCUACCGAUGUUGUAGCACUUAACAAGGCAAAAGCUGCCCACACACAGCGGCUACGAGAAAGGGAUGGUGGAACCAGCUACUCCCCACAAGAGAACUCUCUUAGCCACAGCAGCCACCACGGAUCAAACUCACACUCCCAUCCAAGCAAAGCAUCAGACAUGUCACACGAGCCUGCAGAUGACUGGUCUGAGCAUAUCAGCUCCUCGGGGAAGAAGUACUACUACAACUGCAGAACUGAGGUCUCUCAGUGGGAGAAGCCAAAGGACUGGGUGGAGAGGGAGCAAAGACCUAAAGAGGCCUCUAAAUCGACGCCCACUGUCAAUAGCUUUCCCAAAGACCGGGACUACAGACGAGAAGCCAUGCAGAGCUCGGCCACCAGCGCCUUCUCCAGUACCAAGAGUGCUGCAGGUGACAACCCUGCCAGCCAUCCAGCUUCAUCCCAGUCCUCCUCUUCCUCGUCUACAUGCACCUCCUCCAGUGCUGCUCAGGGCAUGAACCCCUCCAGUUCUUCUUCCUCCUCCUCUGUCCCUGCCUCCUCCUCCUCUGCCUCCUCUUCCUCGAGUGGCUCGGUGGCAGUGUCCUCCAGCGCCGCCCUGCUGCAGGACCCAGCUCUGCUCCGGCAGCUGCUGCCCGCGCUGCAGGCCACGCUGCACCUCAACCACGCCAACGUGGACGUGGGGAAGCUCAAUGAAGUUCUCACCGCCGCUGUCACACAAGCUUCCUUACAGUCUAUGCUUCAUAAACUUCUCACUGCUGGACCGUCUGCUUUCAACAUCACUACUCUGCUUUCCCAAGCUGCGCAGCUCUCCACACAAGCUCAAACGACAACCCAGUCCCCGCUGUCACUGCCGUCAGAUGCCUCGUCUCCAAGGUCGUACGUGUCUCCGCGGGUCAGCACCCCUCAGACCAACGCGGUGUCCCUGAAGCCCCCCCUGGGUGCCGUGGGCCUGUCCUCCCAGCCCAAGGUUAAUGCGUCGCUGGUGAAGCCAGGAUCUGCCGCACCACAGGCCUUUACCCCUGCCGAGAAAGCCCUGGAAUUAGAGGACCCACGCCUGCACCGACAGAAUAGUCAGGGCAGCACCUCGCCGGGGUCCAACCAUGUGGCCAGUGGAGCGUCCAUGGGCAGUGGUGGUACUGGAACACUGCCCAUCAGCGCGGGCCCUGGCCGGCCUCAGAGUGGCUUCACGCCUUCGCUGGCCACCCACUUCAACGAGAAUCUCAUCAGACACGUGCAGGGCUGGCCGGGGGAACACGUGGAGAAACAGGUGGCCCGGCUGAGGGAGGAGGCCCACAACAUGGGCAACCUGUACAUGUCGGACAUCUGCACUGAGCUGAAGAACCUCAGGUCUUUAGUGCGUGUGUGUGAGAUCCAGGCCACACUCAGAGAACAGAGGAUUCUCUUCUUAAGACAACAAAUCAAGGAGCUGGAUAAGAUGAAGAAUCAGAACUCCUAUAUGAUUUGAGGGGCCUGAGGGGGUUAGUCACAAAACCAGGCUUUGUGACAACAGAAAUACACACACACACACACACACACACACACAAACCAACACCAACACACACCCCACAGAGCCUGUGAGCUCGGCUUUUUAGUGCUUUUGAGCACUCGAGUCCAGCGGCAGGGGAGAUCUGUUAGUCAAGGCUGCUGACGCUCCAGGAGCAGAGCCAAGAGUGAGAGACAGAGAGAGGACCACUGGUGGCCAUCCUGAGGCCCAAGCUCCGAGCCCCAGUAUCAGCAGAGCAGCCAGCGCACCCGACCCCUCCUCCCCACAACCCUGCGCUAGAGCCAGGACUUGACACGCCGGUGUGCUGGGCACUGCCGUGCUGCCUACUGCCCCCUAAUGGUUUCCUCAAACACAGCAAAUCCAUGCCUGCUUGCCCCUGCGCUUUCUCUCAUAUUCCGCUCCAACUGAACCUCUUACUUUUGUUCUUUUAUUUGUUUGUUUGUUUUAACUUCUAAGCUUCAGAGAACUGCCUUGGGGCCAGUGAGUUUCAUUCCUUAUGUACAGUUUCUAACAAGAGUUGAGUUAAUAAAAAAAAAAAAGAAGCAAAACAGAAAAAAAAAAGUUGGAUCUGUGAAGCGUACAGAUCUGGGAUGUUGUAAAAGCAUUUGCACACGUGUAACUGCAUCUGCCGGAGGCAGUGACACAUAAUGCCGCUGGGCCCUUGGUAGAACAAGCCUUGUGAGGUCAUCAGCAUGCGCCAAUGGAGUUGGGGAGGGGAGGCGUUGUGGGUCCAAACAGCUCUGCCUUUGCAUGGAACAUCAAAGAUAUCAUGCACUUUUUUUUCUUUGCCUGGGAAGUCAUUAUUAUGUGGGUGUCUCCAGAAAAGUCGGAUCUCAUUUUUCUAUAUGAUGAGCAGGAGGUAUACGGUCGUGGAAUUGUGUGGCGUAGGGGCUGCUCCGUAUACAUGUCUUGUGUAGUCCCUGCACUCACCAUCUUUCCCCUCCCUCUCACCUGAUGAGUGCUGUGAUGUCAAGCUCCCACCAGCCACAAUGCAUUAGACUGAUGGAAUGGGAAGAAGGGCAUAGCUUUGUAUAUGGUUUCUUAAAUAUAUGAGAAUAAAAGACUAUUCUAACA
Messenger RNA from Alosa alosa (allis shad), 3292 nucleotides. RefSeq names its product WW domain containing adaptor with coiled-coil b (gene wacb). The coding region runs from base 515 to 2179 and encodes 554 amino acids. Lineage: Eukaryota; Metazoa; Chordata; Actinopteri; Clupeiformes; Clupeidae. Gene Ontology annotation, biological process: regulation of autophagy; positive regulation of TORC1 signaling. Gene Ontology annotation, molecular function: chromatin binding; RNA polymerase II complex binding. Gene Ontology annotation, cellular component: nucleus. The record is from RefSeq and is a predicted model, not a curated record. The transcript has 13 exons.